Messenger RNA from Solanum dulcamara, 830 nucleotides. RefSeq names its product vascular-related unknown protein 1-like. The record is from RefSeq and is a predicted model, not a curated record. The coding region runs from base 189 to 734 and encodes 181 amino acids. The transcript is spliced from 3 exons. Lineage: Eukaryota; Viridiplantae; Streptophyta; Magnoliopsida; Solanales; Solanaceae. Gene Ontology annotation, biological process: xylem development.
CCUUUGUUUUUUUUUAAUGAAAUGAAACAAUUGAUUUUAACUUUUCCCCCUACACCAAGAUUCCAUGUCCCCUUUUUCUUUUCCUUCCUAUUUUUCCUCUCUAUAUAUGUUAUAUCAACUCAUUUUCACAAAACUCAGAUUCCAAUUUCCAAGAAUUCCCUCAAAGAAAAAAGAAAAAAAAAUCAAGAAUGAACCAAAGUGAAUAUAAAUCAUCAUCAUCAACAAAUGAAGAUGAACAACAAGAAGAGAGUGGAUGGACAACUUAUUUGGAGGAUUUUUCAUUAAUGAAUAACCAAAGGGAAACUUAUGAUAAUGAUGAUGAUAAUUUUGGCCCUAAUUAUUCUUUAUUGUCUGAUGCUUCUUCUAAUAUUUCUCCAUGGAAGCACAAUUAUUGUAAUACAAAUUACAAUCAAUUAGUUGCUUCCAAGAAGUUGCAUUUAAAGAAAUUACCAAGAAACAAGAAAAUCAAUGAUCCUGAUUUGGAAGACACUGCUAGUUCACCUAUCAACAGUCCUAAGGUAAACAACUUUAAGAAGAUGGAGAUCAAUUACAGAAGAAAAGAAAAUUGCACUGGAAAUUUUAUGGGAAAUGAAGGUAGCUCAAGACAAUUUCAAGAAGUGCAAAAAGUAGAAAGAGGCAAUGUAUCUUUAGACAAAAUUAAUGGCUAUACAGACUUGAAGAAGAAAGGACUUUGUCUUGUGCCUUUAUCUAUGUUAGUCAACUACCAUGGCUGAUUUUUCCUCUCUUUUUCUCCAUGUAAAAAUAUUACUUUUAUUUUUAAGUAUAUAAAAGAUCAUUAUGUAAUAUAGUGAAGUCUUAUUUCAUUGUUA